Molecule: messenger RNA, 3434 nt
Organism: Cadophora gregata
Lineage: Eukaryota; Fungi; Ascomycota; Leotiomycetes; Helotiales; Ploettnerulaceae
Gene: PPP2R5D
Product: Serine/threonine-protein phosphatase 2A 56 kDa regulatory subunit delta isoform, variant 2
Exons: 6
Coding region: 973-2985 (670 amino acids)
Biological process (GO): signal transduction
Cellular component (GO): protein phosphatase type 2A complex
Molecular function (GO): protein phosphatase regulator activity
Source: RefSeq, a predicted model, not a curated record
CCAAAUUAUGCCUCACCAGGAGCCGUGAAUGCCCCAAGUUUCAGGCGCCAAUCAUCUCUAACCUAACCAACCCACCUGGGCUUAGGCGGCAAUCGCAUCCAUCCCAUCCCAUCCCGUGGAGGGGAACAACCGACGCCAGCAGCAAGCAGCCAGCAGCCAGCCAGACAGACAAUCCAGCUCCAGGUCGCCCGUGCAGUGCAGCGCAGAGUUGAGUUCUUGCUCAGAGCCAAGUCAGCCAUACCUACCUACCUUUCCGAUCCCAUUGACCGCUCGAGAAUCCCCCGAUCCUCUUAUCUUCUUCCUCGUCAAUCCCAUUAACUCGUGGUGCGCCGGACGCGUUCGUUCUUGAGGUCACGGUCUCGGUCUCCAUCGCCUCAACGUCAGUCAAGUCAGGCCAGGAGCGGGAAGAGCCUAACUUAUUCACCGCCCAUAGCCAGAAACAUUACCGUUGCAGAUUCACAGCUUGCAGCAUUCGGCGCUGGGGUCUAUGCAAGGUCUUUGGUGAUUGUCUGAUCACCAAGCGCGAAACAACUUAACCAGCUUCAAUCGAUCCUACACCGACUACAAGUAGUCCAGCAGCUACGACUUACGCAUGUACAGGAAGGAAGACAGACGCCUCAUUACCUGCGGCAGCUAUUCGUCCUGCAGAGAGCCCCGUUCUUGAGCUCAAGGAUUCGGCAGACAAGUCCCCACACGAUCGAAAGCUCCAUCAGCCUCCGUGGUAUCAAGCACCUCGCUGGAACCCUUCGAAUUCACCGUGACAUACUACCACCAUCGAAAAGAGAACCCUUCCUUGCUACACUAUCAUUAUUCAGAACAACCUGAUCUCCUAUAAUCGCGCAGAGCCUUGUCAAUUUCCCCGCCACGAAAUAUUGUGGACUGAAUCUGGUCUGCGAACAUCAAGGCACUCGACUAUUGCUAGUGCGGAAAGUAGAGAAAGGCCGAAGAGAUCGAACUUGACCUGCAAUCAAUAUGAAGGGCUUCAGGCAGAGGGUUCAUGAGCAGCUCUCGCGCGCAAAAGACCCAAAUAAAUCUUCCAAAUCCAAGAACAAGGAGUCGAAAGACGGAACAUCGUCCCCAUCACAAGCAGGUUCCUCAAGAGAAGCAGCGCAGUCUCCGGUAGCAACACCAUCCUCGUCAACGACCGCCCUCAAUGACCCAAGAAACAAACCACUUCCUCCAAACGACGGCGGUGCUACAAAUGCUGCAAGCCUUGCUCCUCAGCCAGCCAAUUCUCUGAAUCCUGGCCAUGCUGCACCAGAUCGCUUUAAUGCUAUGGGGGGUGGUUCACCAAGUGCUGGUGGGCCGGGAACUCCGAGUCGACAUGGUCUUCCACCAAGUGUGAUUAUCAGCCCGAGUGCUCCACACAUACCUCCUCCAGGUGCUGCAGAGACGAUGCCGCACGAUCUAGCCCCACCGAAAGCCGGCCAGAAGUCGUUGAUGUUCGAUCGAUUGCAGGCAACUCCGAAGGACGUACCUGAAGGAAUCAGGACACCAAAGAGACAGCACUCCUCCAGAUUUGACAUUUCCCCGCAAAGAGAGCUCGAGAAGCUGCCUGGCUUCCAUGAGGUACCUCCAAAUCGCCGACAGGAUCUUUUCAUGCAGAAAAUAGACCAAUGCAACGUCAUUUUCGAUUUCAAUGAUGCCAGCGGAGAUAUGAAGUCAAAAGAGAUCAAGAGAUUGGCAUUGCACGAAUUAUUGGACUAUGUUGCGAACAAUAGACAGGUCAUUACAGAAGCAAUGUACCCAAGAGUGGUGGAUAUGUUCAGCAAGAAUCUUUUCCGACCAAUUCCACCACCAAUGAACCCACAAGGAGAAGCAUUCGACCCAGAGGAAGACGAGCCGGUGCUUGAGGUCGCAUGGCCCCAUAUUCAGGUCGUCUACGAGUUCUUCCUGAGAUUCAUCGAGAGUCAGGAUUUCAAUACAAACAUUGCCAAGGCAUACAUUGACCACAGCUUUGUGCUACAACUGCUCGAACUGUUUGAUUCUGAGGAUCCCCGCGAACGAGACUUCUUGAAGACCACACUCCAUAGAAUAUAUGGGAAAUUCCUCAAUCUACGCUCGUAUAUACGAAGAUCGAUCAAUAAUGUAUUUUUCCAGUUCGUUUACGAGACGGAGAGAUUCAACGGUAUUGCUGAGCUGCUGGAAAUCCUCGGAUCUAUCAUCAAUGGAUUCGCCCUACCCCUCAAGGAAGAGCACAAACUGUUCUUGACCAGAGUGUUACUCCCACUUCACAAGGUCAAGAGUCUUAGCAUGUAUCACCCACAACUGGCAUACUGCAUCGUCCAGUUCCUGGAGAAGGAUGCAGCCUUGACAGAAGAGGUGGUGCUUGGACUUCUCAGAUACUGGCCGAAGGUCAACAGCACGAAAGAAGUGAUGUUUCUUAAUGAGGUUGAAGAUAUUUUUGAGGUCAUGGAUCCAGCCGAAUUCGCCAAGGUCCAAGAACCUCUUUUCCACCAGCUCGCGAAAUCCGUUGCCAGUCCCCACUUCCAAGUCGCCGAGCGGGCGCUGUACUUCUGGAACAACGAAUACUUCUGCAAUUUGGUUAGUGAUAACGUGGAGAUCAUCCUCCCGAUUAUGUUUGCGCCACUCUACGAGAACUCAAAGGGUCACUGGAACAGGACCAUCCAUGGUAUGGUUUACAAUGCCAUGAAGCUGUUCAUGGAGAUCAACCCCCAAUUAUUCGAUGACUGCUCCCACGAUUACACCGAACAUCAAAACAACGCCGAAGCUCGCGAACAAGCCAGAGAAAACAAAUGGAAAGCUUUGAGCGAGCAAGCGAAGCGCGGGAAAACUAACGGUACAACUCGACCGUCGGCCGUAAGCAUAUCAUCCAGAAAGGGAAAGCCAGAUGAGCUGGAUCCAAUCACCGAGGACAACCAGAAGAGAUUGGAUUCAUUGAAGUUGCAGGAUGGAGAGCGGAGGGAACGAAGACCAGCUCAUGAUCGACAGAACUCGGUAGGCUCCUCCAGAAGCCAGCGAUGAUUGUCCCUGUACUAUGCCGCUCCCUUCUACUUGUUUUGGAGGGUGCCCAACUGUGUGUGAAGUUUUGUCACGGAUAGAGUGUUGGCUCACGCAUACCUACCUGCCUCCUACUUUUCCCACUUUGCUCUUCAAUACCUACCUACCUACACAGCAUCACCUCAAUCAAUCUACUUCACCUUUUGUCUGCCAAUCCCAGCUUGCGCACCCACCCACCUGCUUGCUUACUUGUCCAUCUGUCAUGCCUCACUUACCUACCUGCCUGCCUGCAAUGCAUGAAACCCCUUUUUAAACCAGUUCAGACCGGUUUCAUUGACGCAUGGUGUUGUGACACUUCUAGAAAAGUACAAUCACGAAAACGACGAGCAAUACGAGUCAACAGAGCCGAAGCGGAAACGAAAGCAGAAGUCGCAGUCGUUCGGGAAGUGGUGGUUCGACGGGGGCUGUUGUGA